Messenger RNA from Thermothielavioides terrestris NRRL 8126, 2289 nucleotides. RefSeq lists its product as uncharacterized. The record is from RefSeq and is a predicted model, not a curated record. The transcript is spliced from 5 exons. NCBI's taxonomy places the organism in Eukaryota, Fungi, Ascomycota, Sordariomycetes, Sordariales, Chaetomiaceae. Gene Ontology annotation, molecular function: protein binding; ADP binding. Bases 1 to 2289 code for a protein of 762 amino acids.
AUGGCAGCCGCGGGCAAGAUCCCGCAACCUAAGCGGCUUUUACUGCCCUGCUAUUUGCUCGGACAUCCCCAAAACAAAGCAUUCUUCUGCAGGAAAGAGAUCCUCGAUCAACUCAACGAUGCAUUGUCGCCCCGGGCAGGAGCGGGUUUGGCAGUUGACGGCCAAGAGCACCUCCGGUCAAGUCCUCGAAAGACUUUUGUCAUCUGCGGCAUGGGAGGGAUGGGCAAGACAGAGAUCGCUGUCGAGUACGCUCAUUCCCACAGAGCCGAUUUUGAUGCCGUCCUGUGGGUGAACGGUGCCAGUGAAGAAAAGCUCAAUGCCGGCUUCCGCGACAUUGCUGUCAAGCUCGGCCUCCAAGAUGAGACUGAUCCUCGCGACGACCCCAUUGCAACGCGGGAGAUUGUCAAGGCCUGGCUGUCGAAACCUGUCCGUGUCCAGUAUCCAGGACCACAGGAGCAGGAACCAGAUGUCAAGUGGCUCCUGGUUUUCGACAAUGCCGAUGACCCAGAUCUGCUGACCGACUUUUGGCCGCACGACAGAGUCGGAUCGAUCCUAGUGACGAGUAGGAACCCGCUGGUAAAGACCGGCAUUUUUGGCGAGCUUGCCGGUGUUGACCUGCCACCCAUGCCGAUUGAUGAAGCAAGUCGACUCUUGCAAAAGCUUUCCCUCCGAGAAUCCGAGCCGGACGGCCUCGAAACAUGCACGACAAUCGCGCGCCGAUGGCCUAUGGCAAUUCGCCUCAAGAAGCUGUCCCUCAAGGAGUUUCUGGAGCGCUACGACAAAGAUGCGAAGUCAUUCCAGGAACUUCCCGUUCCGGGUCUCACAAAGGACCAGACCAUCGCCUCGACGUGGAACAUUGAGAGCCUUCCAUCGCCUGCGAGAGCACUGCUCAGAGUGCUUUCCGUCCUCGAUCCGGAUGCGAUUCCUGAGGACAUUCUGACGACAGGUGUCAGCGGAGUUGACCUGGAGCACUAUCCGAAGACAGAAAAGGAGUACAUCGAUGCGCGGGAGGAGCUCCUCAAAUCAUCGCUCGUUUCCUGGAACAGAGACCUUGGCUUCCUCAAAAUCCACCGGCUGGUUCAGGACGUCGUGCGGGAGAAGAUGUCCUUGGACGAACUACGUGCUGCGUACAACGCAGCCGUGACCUUGGUCUCCGCAGUGUGGCCUUUCCUGGACGACUCGAAUCUCAACAAGGUCGACCGUAUGCGGAAAGUACAGCGAUGCCUACCCCAGGUGGCGGCGCUCAAGGCUGUGCUCCAGGAGAAAACGCCCAGCGUCCUGCAGCCCGACAUCAAAAUCAGCGCGUUGUUGAACGAGACAUCUUGGUAUUACAUUCUCCAGCCUUCCGGAUACGGCCUACGCGAUGGAGAGGAGUUUGCGGUUCUCUCGGAGCGAGUGCUUGAUAGCUUCGCCGGCGAGAAAGACGAGGAGCACUGGACCAAGCUGCUUGCCGACAGCUAUCGAUAUCAGGGCAUUACGGGCACAUACAAGAACAGCCCGGCCGCCGUUACCAACUGCAAGAAGUGGCUUAGUGUUCUCGUCGACCGGAUCGAGAAGUACGGCGACCAAGCAGACGUCAAGACUUUGCCAAUCGCCUACAAUGAAAUCGGAAUGGCACUCAUGCGAGUCCCCGAUUUGGAGGAGGCCAAAAAGUCCUGGAUUAUGUCGUGCGAAACCUUGGAAAAAGUCACGGACCCCGGCGAGCUCGUCUUCCCCUUCCCGUGGGUGCAUCGGGCGCUUGUUGCAGCCUACUAUUCGGAGGAUCUGGACUCAGCCGAGUCGUUGAUAGCGCCUAUCCUGAAGAAGCGUGAGGAGAAGCUCGGCGUUGACGACACAACUACCAUAGAGACCGGCUUGAUUCUUGCGUUCAUGGGAAACAUACGACGGCUCCAGGGCAAGGCAGACGAGGCUUACGAGUUUCGCAAACGAGCGGUCUCGGUGCUCAAAGUCACCUGCGGAGAAAACUCGGUGCAGGCUAGUAUGGCUUACUACCGGCUCGCUGUCGACGAAUUUGAGCGAGGAGGCUUCGAAAAAUCCUGCUCUUUACUUGCAAAAUGCGCAUCGUUCUACGGCGAGAUCCCCUGGUACAAACCUGAAGCAGCGCGCUCUGCAUGGAAGCACGGCCGGGCGCUCCAGGCGAUGGGGGGCAGCGAAAACCAGGUCGAGGCCAGGAAGCUGCUAGAUGAGGCCAUGAGGUUGCGGCAUGAGCUCGUCCCCGACGAUGGGCGUCCGGAGCCCGAACUGGUGGACGAUGACUGGGAUAGGCUGGUGUACUACUUCUUUCGCUGA